Funneliformis geosporum is the source of this 215-nucleotide messenger RNA. Lineage: Eukaryota; Fungi; Glomeromycota; Glomeromycetes; Glomerales; Glomeraceae. The record is from the annotation of a GenBank genome assembly.
GAUCUGCUCAAGAACAAGCCUUCCACUCCACACUAAAGCCUUAUGUGAAUACAAAGCAAUUCAAAACAAUAUUUGUAGAUUCAAAUGGUAAACAUUUUAUUACUAACGAAGAGGCUGAAAAAUGGGAUAAAGAGCAUCAUGAUUUCAAAGAAGCUAGACUUCUGACAUUAGCAGAGAUAGAGGAAGAAAUCAAAAAAAUAGGUUGGAAAGAAUAG